This is a messenger RNA of Zophobas morio, 1978 nucleotides long. Its product is annotated as E3 ubiquitin-protein ligase KCMF1-like. Gene Ontology annotation, cellular component: plasma membrane. Lineage: Eukaryota; Metazoa; Arthropoda; Insecta; Coleoptera; Tenebrionidae. Gene Ontology annotation, molecular function: zinc ion binding. The record is from RefSeq and is a predicted model, not a curated record. The transcript has 6 exons. Gene Ontology annotation, biological process: synaptic signaling. Bases 230 to 1495 code for a protein of 421 amino acids.
AACCAUUGUUAAAUGCUAGAGUUGACAAUUCGUUCAUUUUUGACAAACGAGUUUAAAUUUCCCGCGUCUUUUUAACUUUUUUGUGCUUUUUUGGGAGAGCUCCUGAUUCUUGUCCUGAUUGUAAUGGCCGGUUCGCCGGGUCGGUAAAACAUAGAAUAAUUAACUUAUUCUUCACCAGUACAUGUAAAAUACCGAGAAGAUUGAGGGAAACGAAGAACUCGAUUCUGCCAUGAGUCGUCAUGAAGGUGUGAGCUGUGAUUCUUGUUUGAUUGGAAACUUUAGGGGGCGACGGUACAAGUGCUUGAUUUGCUACGAUUAUGACUUGUGUGCAGCAUGUUACGAAGGAGGAGCUACUAAUACGAGACAUACGACAGACCAUCCCAUGCAGUGCAUCAUUACUAGAGCUGAUUUUGAUUUCUUUUACGGUGGAGAGGCACUAACAAGUCUCGAACUACCCCAGUCCUACACUUGCCCCUAUUGUUCGCGUAUGGGUUUUACAGAUGUAACUUUGCAAGAACAUGUAUCUACAGAUCACGUUGAUACUUCAUUUGAAGUCGUUUGUCCAUUGUGUGCCGCCAUGCCUGGUGGAGAUCCUAACUUAAUGACUGAUGAUUUUGCCGGACAUCUUACUUUAGAACAUAGGACUGGUCCUAGAGAUUUAAUUUCGUUUUUAGAUGAACCUGUGGGGACCCGUCAUAAUGUGAGGCGCAUUCCUCACAACGCUACCCAUAUGGGCAGAGGGGCGGCGGCACUGAGGCCGCGACGAUCCAACAUGCAUUUUAGUGUAUUCAGUUCUGGCGGUUUAUCUUCGCUCUCCCCCUCAUCAAGGGAAACCGUGGACCCGAUCGCCGAGUUGUUGUCCCAACUCUCAGGCGUCCGUCGUUCCGCCAGUAACACCAACAGCAGCACCCCGACGCAACUGCAACAGCUCCAAAUGCAGCUGCAGCUCGAGCGUCAGCAAGUCAACGCCGCCCGACAGCAACUCGAGCGCUUUCCCAGACGCCAGACGCAAAGCCAGACGUCUCUGCGCGAAUCGCACGGUUCGUCCAAUUCCGGAACUUCCACGCUGAUGCUCAACCCCAGCCCGGUGCUGAUCCAGCAGCCGCAAGCCAACGCGCCCGCGAUGCCCUCGCCUCAGUCGCAGUUCCUGCUGAUCGGGCUCCUGGAGGAGCUGUCGUUGCAGUCGACGAGCGAUUUGAGCAGGCAAGAUAGAAGUCAAUUCGUGCAGGAGCUGGUUUUGUCGUCGGCGGUGCAUAGAAGAGGCAGCAGGAGGGAUAGCGGAUCUCCGGACAAGGACGAGGAUUUCAAGGGCGAUGACGAGGCGAGCAAGACUGAGGCGGCGGCCGAGGAUAUGGCUGCGAGGCCGCUUAGACAAGGGAACGUGGUUUUAAGAGGAAGGGCUAGGUCUGAUGCUCAGAAUGCUAGAAGACGGGCGGAAGCCAAUAGGACGAGCAUUGAUCCAAAUGCUAAUGGAAGAAACGCCAGUGAUAGAUAGUUUAGUUAAUGUUUUGUUUAUUUUGUUAACGAAAUUUUGCUAUUUUUCAAUUUUUGCACUUGGUUUAGUCCAACAUUGCAGAUAAAAUUGAAUACUCUGCUUCAGGUGAAUUGUAGACAUGGCAGAUCGAUUUUACUUCCCGAGCGUAUUUAAUUUAGUACUCAGCGGCCACCCUGUAAGGGCACGGCUUGUCGACUAAGUUUUUCAUUUUAGUCAAUUUGUCUUCUUUUUGGUAAUUUAGUACUGUGUCAUUGUGUCAACUGACUGAUUCUUGAUGUCUAUUACUCUGUGUUUACGUCGCAAUAGAAAAUUUUCUAGUCAAGUUUAAGCAACGACAUAUUACUAAAUUUGUUCAGUUUGGCCGGAGGCCAUUUUCAUUAUUACUACGUGCUACUGUAGGUAAUGUUUAUAAUUCUUAUAUUCUUAAAAUGUUAAAAAUUGUUAAUUUAUUUAAAUAAAGUUUUGUUGAAAAUUUCAAUCACA